Molecule: messenger RNA, 1783 nt
Organism: Solea solea (common sole)
Lineage: Eukaryota; Metazoa; Chordata; Actinopteri; Pleuronectiformes; Soleidae
Gene: htra1b
Product: HtrA serine peptidase 1b
Exons: 10
Coding region: 169-1596 (475 amino acids)
Biological process (GO): programmed cell death; positive regulation of apoptotic process; proteolysis
Cellular component (GO): extracellular region
Molecular function (GO): protein binding; serine-type endopeptidase activity
Source: RefSeq, a predicted model, not a curated record
UCUUCCUCUAUCACACGUCACACAGGACACGCCCACCACCCUGUGUUUGUGCUGGUCUAAAAAAAAAACAACUGAGACUCUCAGUCUGAACCACAUCAGACCUCAACACGUCCAGGUCCAGGUUCUCAGUUGUUCAGCUGGUCCAGGUUCGGAUCCAAGUUCUUGAUCAUGCGUCUCGCGCAGGUGCUCGCGCUCCUCCUGUCCUCCUCCUGUUGUCUUCUGUCUCAGUCGCACAGACACCGACGCCUCUCCAGCUCGUGUCCAGACAAGUGUGACAAGUCGCAGUGUCCUCCGACCCCCGCCGACUGUGAGUCGGAGGACGCGCGGGACCACUGCGACUGCUGUCCUGUCUGCGCGUCCGGCGAAGGCGAACAGUGCGGCGGCGCGGGAGGACACGAGUGCGCGGAGGGUCUGGAGUGCGAGGUGACGGGCGGCGUGGACGUGUCCUCCACCGUGAGGACGAGGAGCGGAGCCGGAGUGUGUGUGUGCGGCAGCAGCGACCCGGUGUGUGGCAGCGACGGAGUCUCGUACCGGAACAUCUGCGAACUGCGGCGCGUGAGACAGCGCGCGAACAAACCGCUGCAGACGCAGCUGGUCGUCGUCCAGCGGGGGGCGUGUGGGCCAGGUCAACAGAACCCUGAGAGUCUUCGUUACAAGUAUAACUUCAUUGCUGAUGUGGUGGAGAAGAUCGCACCUGCUGUUGUACAUAUUGAACUGUACCGCAAGAUGAUGUUUUCAAAUCGUGAAGUCGCCGUCGCCAGCGGUUCUGGUUUCAUCGUCUCUGAGGACGGACUCAUUGUCACCAACGCUCAUGUGGUGGCAAACAAACACAGAGUAAAGGUGGAGCUCAAGAGCGGAGCCACGUUUGACGCAAAGAUCAAAGAUGUGGACGAGAAAGCCGACAUUGCUCUGAUCAAGAUCAAUACACCGAUGAAGCUGUCAGUGCUGCUGCUCGGUCGCUCCGCUGACCUUCGACCCGGGGAGUUCGUGGUCGCCAUCGGCAGCCCGUUCUCUCUGCAGAACACCGUCACCACCGGCAUCGUCAGCACCACCCAGAGGGGGGGGAAGGAACUGGGCCUGCGCAACUCUGACAUGGACUACAUCCAGACAGACGCCAUCAUCAACUACGGAAACUCAGGAGGACCAUUAGUCAACCUGGAUGGAGAGGUGAUUGGCAUCAACACUCUGAAGGUCACCGCUGGAAUCUCCUUCGCCAUCCCUUCAGAUAAGAUCAGAGAGUUUCUGGCAGAGUCACAUGACCGACAGAUCAAAGGUAAAACGUCAGCCAAGAAGAAAUACAUCGGUGUUAAAAUGAUGACGCUCACUCCGAGUCUGGCUAAAGAGCUGAAGCAGCUUCAGUCCGACUUCCCGGACGUCUCGUCAGGAUCGUACGUCAUCGAGGUCAUCGGUGGAACUCCAGCUGAAGCCGCCGGCCUGCAGCAGAGUGAUGUCAUCAUCAGCAUCAACGGCGAGCGCGUGACCUCAGCCAGCGACGUCAGUGCCGCCAUAAAGCGAGACGAGACGCUGCGGACGGUGGUGAGACGAGGCAACGAGGACGUCCUCCUCACCAUCGUCCCCGAGGAGGCGGAGCCUUGACGCCACGUGACUGAACUCGGCGAGAGUCGACCAAUCCUAAAUCGCUCUCAGCCAACAACUGGGGGCGUGUACUUCCAGGAGCCACACCCACUGCUUUUAAGAACUUUGAAUUAUUAUUCUUUUACUCUUUUGUACAAUGUCAACUUUUUUCCAUAAAAAGGGAAUAAAAUGUUUUGUGAUAAACACA